AUGAAGGUCACAAGUAUUUUAAUGUCAUGCAUCGCCGUCGUCGGUUUAGUCAAUGCUAAGUCUAAUGAUUCUAACAGUUCCAGUUCGAAGAACGCUGCUGUUGCCAUUGGUGGUGCUAACAACGCUAUCAGUGCAGGUGUGUUAGGUGCCGCUAUUGCUGGUGCCGCUGCAUUUUUGAUGUAG
This is a messenger RNA of Naumovozyma castellii, 183 nucleotides long. RefSeq names its product Hor7p (gene HOR7). The transcript has a single exon. NCBI's taxonomy places the organism in Eukaryota, Fungi, Ascomycota, Saccharomycetes, Saccharomycetales, Saccharomycetaceae. The record is from RefSeq and is a predicted model, not a curated record. Bases 1 to 183 code for a protein of 60 amino acids.